Molecule: messenger RNA, 6753 nt
Organism: Acanthaster planci (crown-of-thorns starfish)
Lineage: Eukaryota; Metazoa; Echinodermata; Asteroidea; Valvatida; Acanthasteridae
Gene: mcm3ap
Product: minichromosome maintenance complex component 3 associated protein
Biological process (GO): mRNA export from nucleus
Cellular component (GO): transcription export complex 2; cytoplasm; nucleus
Molecular function (GO): RNA binding
Source: RefSeq, a predicted model, not a curated record
GUGCCUAGUAUCAUUGGCUAUCUUGUCAUUGUCAGGUGUCAAAGGUUGUCCAGACACUGAUCUUUUUAGCAUCAAAUUUGGGACCCGCACAACUGCUUUGUUGGUUGAUUUUUGCAUGUACGUAUCUGUUUUGUAUGUGUUUUGUGUUUGAUUCACUGAAGUCCAUGGCAGUUCAUGUAUAAAGAAUGGGGGAGGUCCAAACCAAAUUUUCAUGCCAAAAAACAGAUGGAGAUAGUUCACCAGAAAAGGAUUAUGUCACUAUAGAGAACCUAAAUAAAAUAUUUCUUUUCCUUAAGAAUUACUAAUGAACCACAACUGACUACAUGUAUGCUGUAACUGAUAGAAGAAAUGGAGAGCUAUGCUACGUAUUUUAAAACUUUCUUCAAAUUGUAGAAAGCUGCCUCUCAGCAAAUUCUCUUUUUCAUCUUUUUGAUUUGUUUGGCUUUGGUUGAUUCAUCUUGGUGUUGGAAACAACUUUUGGGAAGGCAACUGUGCAUUAACACCCUUCCCCGUUUUAUGGAACAGUCUAAAAUGUCACUAACAGUCCCAUUGAGUUUCGUUACUUUUCAAAUGCACAGUGCAGAGCUCUUCAGAACCCAGCCUAUUGUGUACCGGUACCCUGUACCUAGGUGAUAAGUGAUAACAGUGAAGUUGUUUACAGCUACGACUAGUCCAAAGAGCAUUGAACUGAAACCCCCACGACAAACAAGUAAUUGAAACAUACAUUGGCAGACAAAUUAGUUCUGAUCAAAACCAACUUGGGAAUGAAAAAGCAGAGAACCAUGUCAUGAUUUUCACAAUGAAACAUAUAAAUGUACCUCUGAAGUUUCCCGCGUUAUUUGACUGCAGUUGUGACAGUAUAGUGCUGUGGAAAAGCAUUUUGCAGAAAAGAAGAUCUGUAAAUAUAACAAACACAAAAUAACAGACAUGGGAAAAGCUUUGUGCUGAUUUCCUUUAACCAGGAAUAAAGCUCGCUACUCAGGUGCUCCUCAUCUUCUUAUUUGAAAGUGAGAUAUUGGACACGGAGCCUCUGUUGGCAUAAAAGGUUGUGCUUAGCAAUGCCAUAUAAUUGGAUCCAGACAUUGGAACUUGGUGGGCUAUUUUUUCUGAAGGUGGUGGAAGACAAGAAAAGAAUAGCGGGCAAAUGCUAGUUCUACUCGCCUUGAGCAGAAACACCUCCUCAGUGAAAAUAGCCAUAUUAGUCGGGAGUAUUCAUUUUGUUGGAAGUGUUGCAGCUGUAACAUGCUUUCAUAGUUGGCUGUGAUCCAGCAAAGUUCAGUUCAGACCAAAGGAGCCUCCGUUGCUAAGAAAAUUGCGCCCUCUUUUGCUCCAGCUUGAGGCUCAUAGGUUGGAGAACACUGAUUGACAAAAGACCCAGUAAACCUAGCACAGGAUCGACUUGUGUUGAGGAAGGUUAUGGUCAACUGCUUUUCGGCAGCUGAAUAGUGACAAGUACAGCAGUAUCAGAAAGAGGUGCGCAGCUCAGAUGCGGUCAAGUUUGCUCUCAAGGCCUUCUCCGCUGUCAGCAGCAACAACUAUGUCAAGUUCUUCAAACUCGUUAGGUCAGCGACCUAUCUCAGUGCCUGCAUCAUGCACCGUUAUUUUAUGCAAGUACGGAAUAUGGCACUGGAUGUGAUGAACAAGGCCUACACCAUCAGCCAAACCAGAGGAUCUCGCUUCCCAUUGGCCAACAUCACAAACACACUGGCAUUUGAUGACCAAUCACAGGCUUUAGAGUUCUGCCUGUCUCACAAUCUGACCGUGGAGGACGAGAUGGUGCAGUUCAACCGUGCUGCCUUCCAGCAACCAGACAUCACUCAUUCAGUAGGGAGAUCUCACAGGAUCAUUGAAACCAAGAAUGCCAUGCCCAUCGGAGAGGUGGUCAAUGGUGGGCCCCUACCGCCAGACGUUAUCCACAAGACAUCCUCAAGUUUUGAUGAGAAUGGCCAUUACAAAGGCUUCACAGUUGUCACCAUGGAAGGAGCAACACCAGAGGACAAAGAACUGACGGCCUCAGAGCAGGCAGCAAGCACCAUCAAACCUGUGGAUGGCACAGCCGUUGUAGUGCAAUCACAUGUUCCCAGUGCAUUCCCACAGUCAGCCACAAAACCACCACACUCUAACAUGGAGGUAAAGGAGGUUGCCAGGAGCAUGUUCUUGGAGGUGAUUGAUGAGCUGGUGAAAGACCUGAGUGAGAACUUCUUGGGAUGGAUCCAUCUCAUCCAAGUUGGCUCACUGGAGAUUCUGCAGGAUGCAAUUGAACGAGCAGUAUCACCAAUGAUCAGGGAGAUUGCUAAUGAAGUCAUUGAGCAGGAACAAGACAGGCUUCGACUGGCUGAGAUGGCUGAACAGAAGGCAAGAGAGGAGAGAAAGAGGCAGGCCAUGUUGGAGAGGAGAGAGAGAAUGGAACGGACAGCUAAGGACAUCGUGGAGGAGACGGUGAACACCGUGGUUGAUGAGGAGUCAAGGGUGAUUGGUACCACUGAGAUGAGAGCCGUACAGAAGGAACUCAAGAAGGAAUGCAUCGAGCGCUGCACAUCUGAGGUACAGCAUGAUCUGAUUGAUACCACUUUGCUGUCAGAAUGCCAGCAGGUAGCUGCUGAGGUCAUCCAAUCAGAGACACAGCUGCGAGACCAGCGAUUGGCUGAGAGUGAGCGGGCUGUGCUGAUGGGACAGACAGCAAGGUACUUGCAGAGAUGGUACAAGGCCUACACCAAGCGUAUCCACCUCAAGCACACGCUGCUGUCCUUCCCUGCUGCGCCACCCAACCAGACAGCUACUGAGCAGCUCAAGGUUCUGUGGGCUGGUAGAGGGGAUGUGUCAAAGGUCACUGAGGGACACCGUCAAGGGGAUGUCACAUUGGACUCUCCGUUUGGCAUUGUGGUAGGCAGAGAGCACAUUGCCAGAUCCAUCUUGAGAAUCCACUACCUCAAGAACCUCCGCCAACAGCAAGCCUGGUCGCCCCUUGACCUACCCAGCAUGCUUUGCAGUUCCUUCCACUCCCAUCAUGCACCGGGGCCAGCUGGCGGUGUCCCCAGCAACAGACAGCAGCAUCAUUACUGGAAGCUGGUGGUGUCAUUGCCGAGUCCUGGGUCACAUGACAAGGGAGUGCUGUGCGAUUGGCUCAAAGCCAAGCUGCAAAGAGGGAAAAUUUCACAGGAGAUUCGGAAAAAGCAUCUUGGGGACAACAGCCAGGUUGAGACACUCAGCCUCUACUCCUCCAAGGUGGCACACACCUCACCUAGCCAGCCGUGUACACUUAGUAUCUGUACAAAGGUCACCCUAGGCUCCCUGGAAUCAACAGGACGUCAAACACGGCAUCAGAUGCUAGGAACCAGUGGGAUCCUGUUUGCACUGGAUCCAACCAGCCGUAACCAGAACUGUUGGGAGGGAGCCAAGUCCAGGCUUGAGUCCCUCUUACAAGCCAAGCCGGCAUCCCCGCCACCUCCUCUAGUCAUCUGCCUCUUUGAUUGUCCAGCGACUGAGCAUACUCAGAGUGUCUGCAAGGAGAGGCUUGGUCUUCGAGGGCUGUCUCAGAUGGGAUUAGUGUCGUCAUAUCACUUCCUGGUGGUCACUAGUAAGGUUGAAGACCCAGUCAAUAGCAAAGAGUUGGGUGAAUCCGUAGAAUGGCUUGCUUCUCACUGCUUACCACCUCCCCAGCUGUCUGAGGACUCUCUAAAGGGAUAUCUAGACACAGGGAUUACAGAGUUCUUCAACUUACCGCUCUAUGAAGACGCAAGGACAAGACGGGAUGCCUGUCUCCCAGAGCAGGGCUGUCAUCGUGUGAUUGACCUGUACAAUGCUGUAGUCAGGCACCUUGCUAAUGCAGCAAGCAGUGGUACCCUGACUUCCCUCUCCUGGCCUCCUGCCGAGUUUACCAAGACUGAUGGACAGACAGAGCUUCCACAUCCCGAUUGGAAUGCCAAGGACACCAUCCAGCUACUACGAAAUAGGAUCCGGUCACUUACUCUGCCAGCUCUCCCACUGAUUCAUGAAGAUGACGAGUGGCAGAGAGCGUGUGAUCUGUGUCAGGAAUACCUUGCCUCAAUUCCUGGAAGUCACAAAAGCAAGGCACCUCUCUUUGCAAGAGUUCAGAGAAUUCUAGAGAAAUGCCGUCGCACCUUUGAAGAUACCUGCUACUUGGCCUUUGAUGCACCAGGCUGUGAACCAGUGGCAGGACAUGUCCCAUGGACAAGAGUCAUACAGGAAUGCAUUGAUUAUGUGAUGUCCACCGUACACACACAUGACCAGGCAGAGGGUAAUGAGGGUAAGCAGACAACUGUCUACUACAUUCAGCAUGAGUUUAAUAGUUUCCCAACCCCAAAGGCCUGGAAAGAAGCCCUUCAGACAACAAUACAUGACAGCUUCCUCCAACCACCACGAUUUGUGUCAGGCGUGGCUGCCACUGUGCAACAAAAACGGGCAGAGUUUAUGGAUAGACAGCUGGAAGCAAAGAUGGCUGAAAUGAAGGAAAACAGGACACCAAGAGGCAGUGUCUCAGCUAGGGAGCCACCGUAUGUUGUUGAUGUCAAGGACACGGCUCAAGCUGUGAAGACAGUGUUGUCAUCUGCAAAAGAGGAAUCAAAAAAAUUUGAUGAUCUCCUACAUCAGUGGCUCCAUGGCGCAAAAGGAACGACUUCACACGGUGGUAUGAAAGAAACAGAUCACUCCUUGCAGAAAGCAACCUCACCACGUUUGGAGCAAAGUCUACAAGAUUUGGCAUUGGCUAUGGAAUCAGAGCGCAGGGCGGACAGACUCACAGAGCUCCGACUGACCAGUCUACUGAGCCUCUAGACACUGGUCUCCGUUGGUUAUUUAUGAGCAGGGUACUUAUUGGUGCAUGCACUUAGUAAAAUGCCAUUUUUCCCAUACAAAUUGUGUCUAGUCACUGUGGUGAACAGUCAAAAGAUCUCUUUUGAUUAUGAUGAAGUGUUCCAAUUGGCCAUUAUAGCUGGGAUACUGCAGUAAUUUGGUACAUUUUUCUUUAGACUGUGUGCUGGCUCACCUUACCAUUUAGUUUCCCAUGGAAACCCAUUGUUUGCCGUCUCUUGCGAUGCUUACAAUGGUAAAUCUCACUGAUGCGCAGACACCUACUGCAAAGCAGCCCCACGAUUUGUCCUUAUUUCCAAAUUUGAUCAGUGACAUUUUAUCAAGAGUUUUUCAAAGGCUGUUAACUUAAAAGUGACACUGGCAACUUGGGACUCAUUUUGUAAGAUUGGGACCCGAUUUUAGCAAAGAUGUGAGGUGAUGGACUCAUAUUUGGGUGAAACAGUUGUCAAAAUGUGCCUUGGAGCAUUCAAAACACAACAGGUCAGUUGCUACCUCGCAAUAUGGCCUACUCACAAUUAGAGCUCUGCCUCCGUGCAGACUUUUACUGAAUGACCUGUGAUUCAUUUUUCAACAGAAAAGUUAUAAUGUGCUGCUUCAUGGUCUGAUUGAAAGCCUCCUUGAAUGGGGCAAUUCACAAUUCAGUGCACCACAAAGUGGUUGCCAUGGAGAGGCCAGUUUUCAAGUUUACAGUCAACAACAGCAUUGCUGACCUGCCAUGAUUUACAUCUGACGUAUGUUGUCAGUUGACAAGUUGGGGAAAUUUUUGUUACAUUGAGACUUUCCAUUUAUAGAAAGAAAGUAGGAUUAGCUGAAACUACUACUUGUAAUGUCGGUAUGUUUCAUCCCUGACAAAUAUCAGAAAGAAGUCAAGUUCCCUGCAUGGAGUUGGCCAAUAGAAUUUGUCAACCAUUUCCCACAAUGCACUGCAAAAAGUGUCCCUUCCAUGGCAACCUCUUGGUGGUGCACUGUUGUCAGCCACCCCUGUUAGAUCCUUUCGAAUUUCUUUUCCUCAGUGUAAAUCUGAAUGUGGGCUACCAGAGUUUUGAAUUACAUGAAAUUUGAUUGCACACAGUGUCAUAUAGUUACACUGUUUGUGACUCCAAGCAAUCAAUUAAAUUUGAGUGGACAGUGCUUCACUUUGAAGUAAAAAGCGACUUGGACACUUCAUUUUUUUUUCCACUUUAACACUGAUGAAUUUAUUUUUUUUAUUUACUCAAAAGUCGCAACUACAAUCCAACAAAACGUCUAUUACAAUGUCCAUUGUCCACGUUUCAAAUGUAAAGUUUCAGUUUCAGCCAUACUGUCUUCCCAUGAAAGAAUAAAUACACAAACAAGCAUAAUUUAUGACAAAAUCACUAAGAACAGUUUUAUGAGACAUGCAUGUCUCACCUUAAUAGGUAUAACGGCCAACACUGUCGACUAUCGAAAGCAAGUCUUUAGUUUUGUUUUGUUUUCAUCUUUUUUUUUUCUUUUUUCUCCAAUCCUGUCAACAUCUUUAACCCUAACGGUCCCAAAUCCUCCAAUUUCAAUAUGAUUUUACAUACACCCUAGGGGUUUAGGGUUAAUGAAGGAGCAAUAAGUUGGUCCCUGCAAGUUUUUACACUUAUCGAAAACAAAGCUUGUCAACAGUUCUGUCUUUUUAGUUGGCACCAAAUAAGGAUAAAGGGGCGGUUUCAGCAAAACGGGAACAAAAGCGGCUAACUGUCCAAAGGAUUAACGGUUCAGAAAGUUCCAUCCAAAUUCGAGAAAUUCUAUCAUGGACAGCAAGGAAACGUUCAGUGAUAUCGCCAGGUGUAGCAUAUGUGCAGGAUUUUCAGAGAGGCUUAAAACUGAGAGUUAUUGGAAGAAACAGGGGUGUGAGAAUUCAGCUUUUUUGCUGAUUUUAGCAUUUUUGUUCAGAUGUUGACCCUGAAUUUCAGUUUU